Messenger RNA from Cinclus cinclus, 1041 nucleotides. It is a transcript of the gene STRA8, whose product is annotated as stimulated by retinoic acid 8. Gene Ontology annotation, biological process: cellular response to retinoic acid; meiotic cell cycle. The record is from RefSeq and is a predicted model, not a curated record. The transcript is spliced from 8 exons. Bases 73 to 1041 code for a protein of 322 amino acids. NCBI's taxonomy places the organism in Eukaryota, Metazoa, Chordata, Aves, Passeriformes, Cinclidae.
GGAGACUGUAGGAAGACACAUGCCAAAGUGAGUCUCAGUCCCUUGAGACACCUGCAAGAGGUAGAACACUGCAUGGCAAAGCAGCACUUGCCACAGGCACACCACUGGGUUUCUCUGGCAAGACUCUUCAGCAGCUUGCGGGGAAGAGUUUUAUCCCAGUCAGACAACUGUGCCUCAAAGUAUCAGGUUUUGCAUAAGGCUAAGACAUCUAUACAGAAGCUGGAGCAAACCUUGUGUUCUUUGCUGAAGAUGAAAGCAAGCUGCAGUCUGGAGGAUGGGAGCCCAUCCAGCUUGGAGGAAGUCAGGGAGGAAUAUGUCAGGAGGCAAUUUGGCAGUCACAGCACUACAUCAGCCUCAGAAGAUAUGAGUGAAAGUGACUCUGCCAUCUGGUAUUUGCUUCAAGAAUCUGAAAAACAAACAGUGGAAGAAUAUGAGAAGCCAGAAUUUAUUCAGUUUUCAGACACUUUAUCCCCAGAUCUAGUGGAAUUUGAACGAUACCUGUAUUUUUAUAAGCACACAGUGGACCUGCUGAUAGAGCAUGGGAUUGUUUGCACUGGAGAGGUGCCUCUUCCUGAGGUCUCCACAGCUAUUUCCCAUCUCUGGCAAGAGCUUUCUGAAGAGAGCAGGGACAGCAUCUUGCAGUACUGUAGCCAGAGAGAUUUCCUCAUGGAUCCCAAGGCUGCUUGCCCAGAGCCUGCUUGCACUGAAGGUAGUGUGAGGGACAGCGGAGGUAACAGUGAGGAAGCCAGUGGUUCCUCAGUCUCCACACCAGAGGAAGUGAUGUUUGAAGAUGCAUUUGAUGUUGCUGCUGGUUUCCUUGACAGAAGCAAGGCUCAGGGAAUGUCCAGCCAGAGUUCAGCAUUUGCAAGCUGCACUUCUGAAAAUCCAGAGAAUCACCAGAGACUCUAUCUGCAGGUCACUGACUUCCUGAAACACCUCUUCUUCACUAAUGCACAGUUUUGCCAGGAAGAAGAUCUUCACUAUGAUCAUGAGACCGUGAUGCUGCGGUGCACUGAGACCUUCGAUGAUGAAGAUUUCUAA